Messenger RNA from Oncorhynchus kisutch (coho salmon), 1350 nucleotides. RefSeq names its product G-protein coupled receptor 151-like. The record is from RefSeq and is a predicted model, not a curated record. Gene Ontology annotation, cellular component: plasma membrane. Gene Ontology annotation, molecular function: G protein-coupled receptor activity. The transcript has a single exon. Gene Ontology annotation, biological process: G protein-coupled receptor signaling pathway. NCBI's taxonomy places the organism in Eukaryota, Metazoa, Chordata, Actinopteri, Salmoniformes, Salmonidae. The coding region runs from base 1 to 1350 and encodes 449 amino acids.
AUGGAUAAACUGCCAAGGGUGAACCUAACGGCUGCUAACAGCUCUACUGUGGACCGGCUUCAUCCUUCCUUCAUCGAGCAUGGUUCCUACCAGCAUCUGUGUGUCCUCGUGCCUGUCAUCCUGGGGGUGAUCUGUGUCCUUGGGCUGGCCAGUACCCUCACAGCCAUGGGCAUCCUGAUCUCCAACGCCCACCGUGGGAAACUAUCCCUUAUCAACGCUCUCAUCCUCAACCUGCUGUUUGCCGAUGGCCUUGUCCUGGCAUUCGCCCUCCCGUUCCGCGCUGCUGCCUUUUCCAAACCCAGUUGGACGCUUGGUUGGACAGUGUGCAAGACCUGUGAUUGGUUCCUGCAGAGCUGCAUGGCUGCGAAGAGUUUUACCGUAGCGGUGUUGGCUAAGGCUUGUUACCGUUACGUCUCUAACCCGACUAAACAGGUCAGCAUCCAUCUACGCUCCAUCCUAUUGGUGAUGUGGUUCCUCUGGCUGUCUGCCUGCUCCGCUCCCAUCCCUACCUGGCUGUUCUCUUCACUGCAGAGAGAGACCCGGGGGCUGGUGUGUGUGCAGGUGGUUCCCCCCGAAGCGCAGGACUUCAUGUCGGUCUACGUCAAGGCAUACCCCCUGGGUGUGUUCUGUGCCCCUUUGAGUUUUGCCCUGCUGUAUUUAUGGCGGGUGUAUGGGCAGUGCCAGCGGCGCUGUAGUAAGACCCAGAACCUCCGAACGCAGAUCAGAUCCAGGAAGCUCACUCUGAUGCUAUUCAGUCUGACGGUAGCCAUGACAACACUGUGGCUGCCGCAGUGGGUGGUCUGGGUGUGGGAGCGGCACGCCGCGGAGCGAGAGGCACAGGGACCGGGAGAGGGAGGAUCCUUUGUCAUCUUCUCUCCCCCUCUCCUCCUCUCCCUCUCCGCCCUGCUCCUCACUUUCUUUCUCUCCCUGGUGAACCCCCUCAUUGUCCUCUCUCUGUCAGAGGAGUUCAGAGAGGGUUACAGAGGUCUGUGGAGGCGCCUUACUCUUCGUAAACACACCCUGUCCAACCCCAAGCCUGGCCCCCAUGCACCCACUGCCCCCCAGUCCCCCUGCCCGCGACCGGAGACCUCAGGCCAGCCGAGGGGAGGAGACGGAGGCCUAGGCUCCAUCCCUUGCCAGGGGACGACAGUUGAUCCCCAACCCCAGAUGGAGCAGGGCAGAGUGGGAGAGGCGGAGGAUGAGGCAGAGGGAGAGAGCCCUCGGGAUGGGAUCGUGCUGCUAGACGUGGAGCAGUUUUGGCAUGAGAGAGAGACAGGCUCCAUGACAGAAGAGAAUGAUCCCAUACCCUGGGAGCACCAGGAGGGAGCACCAACCGAAGGGAGGAAGUGA